CUGGUUCGAGUUAAUGGAAUCCCAUUGGAAGAGGUGAAUCAAAUCAAAUAUCUUGGCAGAAUCUUCAAAAAAGAUGGACUACUGGAUGCGGAAGUGAACAACCGAAUAAGAUCGGGUUGGGCGUCAUAUCACAACAUCGCGACCGCCAUCUCAGAACUUCCAGAAAAAGAGAAGAACCACUUCCUCAAAUCAUGUGUAAUUGGAGCAAUAACUUAUGGAUGUGAAACAUGGAAUACCAAGGUGGAAGAUGUGAAGAGAAUCCAAAGAAGUGUGAAUUAUAUCUGGGAUCAAGCUCAAGCUGGUAAACCACCAAAUAUAGAAACCCACAUAAUGAAGUCGAAGUUGAGAUGGGCAGGACACGUAGUCCGGCUGCCACAAAGAAGAUUAUGCAGAAUCAUAACCAUCUGGGAACCACCAAACGGCGUCAAAAGAAGAAGAGGGAGACCGAGAGGCAUUUUCGAAAGAUGGUCGGAUGAUAUUCAAAGUGAAGUCAAAGUGCACCAACACAAUAUAAAUUUACAAGGCCUCGGUGGAGGCGGAAGAAGAAGGAUCGGGCUAAUCUCCAAUAAAAUGGCCCUGGUCACGAUUGGCGAGAUCAAGAAGUUCCUGGAAACAUCUAGUCCACAGCUACACGCUCGAAUAAUGGACUAUCAAAGUAUCAAAGUAAGUACCAAUCUAUAA
Molecule: messenger RNA, 681 nt
Organism: Caenorhabditis angaria
Lineage: Eukaryota; Metazoa; Nematoda; Chromadorea; Rhabditida; Rhabditidae
Source: the annotation of a GenBank genome assembly